GCCACGGCCGGAAGCGCCGCCGCGCGAGCGCAGCCUGCAGCUCCGGGGGCGCUCCGUGCCGGUGCCGGCCAUGAGCAAGCGCAAAGCUCCCCAGGAGAGCCCCAACGAGGGCAUCACCGACUUCCUCACCGAACUGGCCAACUACGAGCGCAACGUGAACCGGGCCAUCCACAAGUACAAUGCGUACAGGAAAGCGGCCUCGGUCAUUUCUCGGUAUCCGAGCAAGAUACAGAGCGGGGCCGAAGCCAAGAAGCUGGAUGGAGUGGGUGCUAAAAUAGCUGAAAAGAUAGAUGAGUUCUUAUCCACUGGAAAACUACGUAAAUUGGAAAAGAUUCGACAAGAUGAUACAAGUGCUUCUAUCAACUUCCUGACACGAGUCACUGGCAUUGGUCCUGCUGCUGCUAGGAAGUUUGUCGAGGAAGGAAUUAAGACUUUAGAAGAUCUAAGAAAAAUUGAGCACAAGCUGACCCAUCACCAGCGAAUUGGGUUGAAAUACUUUGAAGAUUUUGAGAAAAGAAUCCCAAGGGAAGAAAUGCUGCAAAUGCAGGAAAUUGUGCUCAAAGAGAUAAAGAAACUGGACCCAAACUAUAUUGCUACAGUCUGUGGCAGUUUUAGGCGAGGUGCAGAGUCAAGUGGCGAUAUGGAUGUUCUCCUAACCCAUCCUAGUUUCACAUCCGAAUCAUCCAAACAGUCAAAACUUUUGCAUCAGGUUGUAGAACAGCUGGAAAAAGUCCACUUUGUCACAGAUAUGCUGUCUAAAGGUGACACAAAAUUCAUGGGUGUCUGUCAGCUGCCAGAUAAAGAAGAUGGAACAGCUUAUCCACAUCGCAGAAUUGAUAUCCGGCUUAUCCCAAAAGAUCAGUAUUACUGUGGUGUACUGUAUUUCACAGGAAGUGAUAUAUUCAAUAAGAACAUGAGAACUCAUGCUCUGGAAAUGGGCUUCACAAUCAAUGAAUAUACAAUACGCCGCUUGGGUGUUACUGGGGUUGCUGGAGAGGCCCUGCCAGUAGAAUGUGAAAAAGACAUCUUUGACUAUAUCCAGUGGAAAUACCGAGAGCCAAAGGAUCGGAGUGAAUAACUAACUGCUUGUCUAGGUUUAUAGCCUACAGAAAUACUUUCAUGGCUACUGAAAUCUAAAGCAAGUCCAUGGCACUUGAACAGAAUGUGUCGUGAAGAUAAAUCCUGUGCGAUUUCAUUUUCAUAUAGUCACAGAAUAAUUUGGGUUGGUAGGGACCCCUAAAUGUCAUGUCUUCCAGUCCCCCUGCCAUGAGCAGGGCCAUCUUUGACUUGAGAAGAUUGCUUAGAGCUCAGUCCAAUCUGACCUUAAAUGUUUCCAGGGAUGGGGCAUCCAGCAUCUCUCUUUGUAUCUUAUAUAUAUGUAGAUACCAAAAUGAAAAAGCGGGCUAUAUCGUGAAGUACUCCUGAAGAGUACCGUUUUCCACUAGUCUCUGUGUCUCGUCAUACCUGUGUUAAGUGUCUUGGUGCAGUGCUGAAGCUCAUGACAAGUUGCUCCUGUGUACUGACCUUCUAAAACCUUUCAAUAUGGGCUAUUUGCUAAGGUGGCCAUUCUCCUGUUGCAUGUGAACUGUGAAUUUUGUUACUAGAUAUGUUGUAGUACUAUUAAUUGCAGUGCUCUGUGUUUCGUUCAGUUUGGUCUGAUUAAUUGAUGCAUUGGUACUGCUCCUGUAGAUUCAAUCUGCCUAUUUUUAUAUGGAAAUCUGUCAAAUCUCAUUUUACAGCUCCCCUUUAAUUGUUGGGAAAGGUUAUGAGUAUUUUGGAUGUGAGACAAAGUCUCUUCAAGAAUGCAUUACUAAUUGUAUUUGGGACAGGGAUUCUGUUGAUUAACUUAAAAUUUUCAAAGUAGUAAACUACUAGCUUCCAUGUGUUACAGAGCAUGAGCAUGGAAUGUAUUGGUGCUACUAUAUUUGAAUACUAUUUCUUAUUUUCAUCUUGCUUAAGCCUACAGAACAACUACAUUUUCAACUUGUUCUUAUACAAGGAGAGUUGAUCAAUCUUAGUAAUGGAGAUUACAAGGUGAUGCUCUUAUUUACCCAUUUAUUUUCUUCCAUUUUUCUUGUUAGGAGUUUUAAUUAUUUUCUGGGAAUGUUCCCCAUUGCUAAUGCAUGCAGUAGUAUGUAAGAAAACUAGAAGUUAACUUGGUACUAUGUGAAGUAUUUUGAUGUCCCAUUGUAAAAAUAUAUAUACCUGAUAUAUUUAGUAUUUUCUUCAGUAAUCAGUAGGAAUAAACAAAUUGAAUAUUUCAUCA
Messenger RNA from Taeniopygia guttata (zebra finch), 2266 nucleotides. It is a transcript of the gene POLB, whose product is annotated as DNA polymerase beta. The record is from RefSeq and is a predicted model, not a curated record. Lineage: Eukaryota; Metazoa; Chordata; Aves; Passeriformes; Estrildidae. Gene Ontology annotation, cellular component: nucleus. Gene Ontology annotation, molecular function: DNA binding; DNA-directed DNA polymerase activity. Gene Ontology annotation, biological process: double-strand break repair via nonhomologous end joining; base-excision repair.